GUCAUUUGUCAGAUUUAUUCCAGACUUUCGGAAGAAGACUUGCUUCAAAAUUUUUCGGUUUAAUUUUAGUAAAAAAUAAAUAUUUCCAAAUUCUAAAUUGCAAGUUCAAUCAGCCAGCAGCGCACUAUGCCUAUUCUGGGUGCUUCUCAACGUUCAAUGGGUCGCUUUGCUGCACCCGCUGCCAAUGUUGGAGGAUCAACGAUCCUUCCUUUAGGCGGAGGAGGUCUAUCAGCUGCAGAUUCCACAGCAUUGGCAGCGCGUCGUAUUAACCGUAAACGAACCACAAUUCAAACGCGUUCCUCGGCUGGUGCAUUGGGGGGCUUGAGUGGUGUAGGAGGAGGGCCAAAUUAUUCCAACUCUAGGCUGGGCAUGGGCAUGGGCAUGAAUAUCUCUAGCAAUAUGCUGGCGACAUCGACAAUUACAAAGAAGGAACAACCAGCAACAACUAGCAAAUCAGCAGCACAAGUCAACAGAUUUUAUCGCCGAAGUGCAGCAGCAGCAGCAGUCGCCGUUCAAGGAGCCAACUCCUCUGCCACUGUUGCCACCAUUGGUAGCGGCUCUACUACAAAACCGGCGGCAUCGUCUAGUGCAGCACAAGGAGCGGCUGCUGGUAUUGCCCUAACGCCCAUACAAUCCACCACAAAAAAGAGUUCACUGGUGCGUAAAGUUGGUGGCGGAGCCAAAAAUAUCAAUCCCUUAGAUACAAUCAAACGCAGAGUUAAGUUCUCGGCCAAUGUGCAUACGUAUCCAUCGAGUACUAGUACCAAGAAAUCGGCGCGUAUUGGCGAAAUUCAGUUGAAGAAGCGAGUUAAGAAACUCAAGCGUAAUCGUUCUCGUAAAGAGGGCGGAGGAGGCAGUGGCGCUAGUUUAUCCACGGAUAGCCAACACGGUUACAUAUAUAACAUAGACUCAAAGCGGGUGGCUCCAUUGGCACGUGGUAGAAGUGCGUCGACAGGUCUAUCCAGUGGUGGCACAACAACCAACAGCAGUAAGAGAUUGACGAAAUCGUCAACCCAAGCCAAGGCCAAGGCGGCAAUUAGUGAGGCAAGAGUAUCAACAACGACAACAAGCGCCCCGAACAAGAAGCAUCAGCAGCAACGCAUAAAGGCUGGCGGUGUUGGUGGAAGGAUUAGUUCGACUCGAACAGUACGAAGUGUAGCUCUAACCGAAGCGGCGGAGGCUGUAAUUAGUAAAAAAACGGCAAAUCAAUCUUCAGUGGUUGGCCGCGACGCGAAUAAAAGGAAAACGUCAACAGCAGCCCCAACUGGAACUAAAAAAUCAGCUACAUAUUCUCGGCGUAGCAAUGGACAAACCCAAUGAUAACAACAACAAAAAGUCACCGCCAUCGACAACGCCGUCGCCUUCAAAUUCAUCAACACAAAAGCAACGUGGUUGCAAGCGUCGCCUAGAACAACAUAAUGCCCCCGAAACGGUGACCAAAGAUGGUAAUGGCAGCGGUGGAGCAAAAGGAAAA
Molecule: messenger RNA, 1474 nt
Organism: Drosophila willistoni
Lineage: Eukaryota; Metazoa; Arthropoda; Insecta; Diptera; Drosophilidae
Product: AF4/FMR2 family member lilli
Exons: 2
Coding region: 127-1320 (397 amino acids)
Source: RefSeq, a predicted model, not a curated record